Molecule: messenger RNA, 6422 nt
Organism: Camarhynchus parvulus
Lineage: Eukaryota; Metazoa; Chordata; Aves; Passeriformes; Thraupidae
Gene: RPTOR
Product: regulatory associated protein of MTOR complex 1
Exons: 35
Coding region: 246-4298 (1350 amino acids)
Biological process (GO): regulation of autophagy; cellular response to amino acid stimulus; positive regulation of protein serine/threonine kinase activity
Cellular component (GO): cytoplasm; TORC1 complex
Molecular function (GO): protein binding; protein-macromolecule adaptor activity
Source: RefSeq, a predicted model, not a curated record
CCCCGGGCCCGGUCCCUCGCCGGUCCCUCGGUGCUCCCCGGGCCGCGCCACCGAGCCCGGCCGGGGCCGCUGCCUGCGCCAGGUGAAGGCGCUGCGUGCCCCGGGUCCGUCCUUGCCCGCGCACCGGGCAGCGCCGCCCCCGCCGCCCUUGGCCCGUCGUGCCCCUCCGGCCGGAGGGACCCCCGGCCCCGCUGGGUGCCGGGCUGGACACCGCUGCCCACCCGGUGCCCGGAGAUCCCCCGCCCAUGGAGUCUGAGAUGCUGCAGUCGCCUCUGCUGGGGCUCGGGGAGGAGGAUGAGUCCGACCUGACGGACUGGAACUUGCCCCUGGCCUUCAUGAAGAAAAGGCACUGCGAGAAGAUCGAAGGCUCCAAGUCUUUGGCUCAGAGCUGGAGGAUGAAGGACCGGAUGAAGACUGUCAGUGUUGCCUUAGUUUUGUGCCUCAACGUCGGCGUGGACCCCCCAGACGUGGUGAAAACAACUCCCUGUGCCCGCCUGGAGUGCUGGAUUGAUCCUCUGUCCAUGGGGCCUCAGAAAGCUCUGGAGACCAUCGGGGCCAACCUGCAGAAGCAGUAUGAGAACUGGCAGCCCAGGGCCAGGUACAAGCAGAGCCUGGACCCCACGGUGGACGAGGUGAAGAAGCUGUGCACGUCCCUGCGCCGCAACGCCAAGGAGGAGCGCGUGCUGUUCCACUACAACGGGCACGGCGUGCCCCGGCCCACCGUCAACGGGGAGAUCUGGGUCUUCAACAAGAACUACACCCAGUACAUCCCCCUGUCCAUCUACGACCUGCAGACCUGGAUGGGGAGCCCUUCCAUCUUCGUCUACGACUGCUCCAACGCUGGCCUCAUUGUCAAGUCCUUCAAGCAGUUUGCACUACAGAGAGAGCAGGAGCUGGAGGUGGCUGCCAUUAACCCCAACCACCCCCUUGCCCAGAUGCCUCUGCCCCCCUCCAUGAAGAACUGCAUCCAGCUGGCAGCCUGUGAGGCCAACGAGCUGCUGCCCAUGAUCCCCGACCUGCCUGCAGACCUGUUCACCUCCUGCCUCACCACCCCCAUCAAGAUUGCUCUGCGCUGGUUCUGCAUGCAGAAGAGUGUCAGGCUGGUGCCAGGAGUCACGCUGGAUUUAAUAGAGAAGAUUCCUGGGAGGCUGAACGACAGGAGAACCCCCCUGGGGGAGCUGAACUGGAUCUUCACAGCCAUCACUGACACCAUUGCCUGGAACGUCCUGCCCAGAGAUCUGUUCCAGAAGCUCUUCCGGCAGGACCUGCUGGUGGCCAGCUUGUUCCGGAACUUUCUGCUGGCAGAGAGGAUCAUGAGGUCCUACAACUGCACCCCCGUGAGCAGCCCCAGGCUGCCCCCCACCUACAUGCACGCCAUGUGGCAAGCCUGGGACCUUGCUGUUGACAUUUGCCUCUCCCAGCUGCCCACCAUCAUCGAGGAGGGAACUGCCUUCAGGCACAGCCCCUUCUUCGCCGAGCAGCUCACGGCAUUCCAGGUGUGGCUGACCAUGGGCGUGGAGAACCGCAACCCCCCGGAGCAGCUGCCCAUCGUGCUGCAGGUGCUGCUGAGCCAGGUGCACCGGCUGCGAGCGCUGGAUCUGCUGGGGAGGUUCCUGGACCUGGGGCCCUGGGCUGUCAGUCUGGCCCUCUCUGUUGGCAUCUUCCCCUAUGUGCUGAAGCUCCUGCAGAGCUCAGCCCGUGAGCUGAGGCCUCUCCUUGUGUUCAUCUGGGCCAAGAUCCUGGCAGUGGACAGUUCGUGCCAGGCUGACCUGGUGAAGGACAAUGGGCACAAGUAUUUCCUCUCAGUCCUGGCAGAUCCCUACAUGCCAGCUGAGCACAGGACCAUGACAGCUUUCAUCCUGGCUGUGAUUGUCAACAACUACAACACGGGGCAGGAAGCCUGCCUGCAGGGGAACCUGAUAGCGAUCUGCCUGGAGCAGCUGAACGAUCCCCACCCGCUCCUCAGGCAGUGGGUGGCCAUUUGUCUGGGGAGGAUCUGGCAGAACUUCGACUCAGCCAGGUGGUGUGGAGUGAGAGACAGCGCCCAUGAGAAGCUCUACAGCCUCCUCUCAGAUCCCAUCCCCGAGGUUCGCUGUGCUGCAGUCUUUGCCCUGGGCACGUUCGUGGGGAACUCUGCGGAGCGCACGGACCACUCGACCACCAUCGACCACAACGUGGCCAUGAUGCUGGCCCAGCUCAUCAACGAUGGCAGCCCCAUGGUCCGCAAGGAGCUGGUGGUGGCCCUGAGUCACCUGGUGGUUCAGUACGAGAGCAACUUCUGCACCGUGGCCUUGCAGUUCAUAGAAGAGGAGAAGAAUUAUCCUCUCCCUUCUCCUGCUGCUCCAGAGGGCGGGAGCCUGACCCCGGUGCGGGACGGGCCCUGCACGCCGCGGCUGCGCUCCGUCAGCUCCUACGGCAACAUCCGCGCCGUGACCAGCGCCAGGAGCCUCAACAAGAGCCUGCAGAACCUCAGCCUCAACGAGGAGACUGGGAGCUCUGUGGCCUUUUCCCCUGGGAACCUGAGCACGAGCAGCAGUGCCAGCAGCACGCUGGGCAGCCCCGAGAACGAGGAGUACAUCCUGUCCUUCGAGACCAUCGACAAGAUGAGAAGAGUCAGCUCCUACUCCUCCCUCAACUCCCUCAUCGGUGUGAGUUUCAACAGUGUUUAUACCCAAAUUUGGAGAGUGCUGCUUCACCUGGCUGCUGACCCCUAUCCCGACGUGUCUGACCUGGCCAUGAAGGUUCUCAACAGCAUUGCCUACAAGGCCACGGUCAACGCUCGCCCCCAGCGCAUCCUGGACACCUCCUCGCUGACCCAGUCGGCCCCCGCCAGCCCCACCAACAAGGGGAUGCACAUCCACCAAGUGGGAGGGUCCCCUCCAACCACGAGCACGAGCAGCUCCAGCCUGACCAACGAGGUGCCCAAGCCGGCGGUGAGCCGGGAGCUGGCGUCCGCGCGCCCCAGCGUCAGCAACGUGGGCGUGCAGUACACCCCCCACUCCCACCAGUUCCCCAGGACGAGGAAAAUGUUUGACAAAGGCCCAGAGCAGACAGCUGAUGAUGCCGAUGAUGCCGUGGGACACAAGAGCUUCAUCUCGGCCGCGGUGCAGACGGGGUUCUGCGACUGGAGCGCCAAGUACUUCGCCCAGCCCGUGAUGAAGAUCCCCGAGGAGCACGACCUGGAGAGCCAGAUCCGCAAGGAGCGGGAGUGGCGCUUCCUGCGCAACGCGCGAGUGCGCAAGCAGGCGCAGAAGAUCAUCCAGAAGGGCAUCUCCCGGCUGGACGAUCAGAUCUUCCUCAACAGGAACCCAGGCGUGCCCUCCGUGGUGAAGUUCCACCCCUUCACCCCCUGCAUCGCUGUGGCUGACAAGGACAGCAUCUGCUUUUGGGACUGGGAGAAGGGGGAGAAGCUGGAUUACUUCCACAACGGGAACCCCCGGUACACGCGGAUCACGGCCAUGGAGUACCUGAACGGGCAGGACUGCUCCCUGCUGCUCACUGCCACAGACGAUGGUGCCAUCAGAGUGUGGAAGAACUUUGCAGACCUGGAGAAGAACCCAGAGAUGGUGACAGCCUGGCAGGGGCUGUCAGACAUGCUGCCAAGCACACGAGGUCUGGCCCGCAGGGUGUCCAUCUACCUGGACAGAAGCAAGCAGGGAGGAGCAGGGAUGGUGGUGGACUGGGAGCAGGAGACUGGGCUGCUGAUGACCUCUGGAGACGUGAGGAUCAUCCGGAUCUGGGACACGGACCGGGAGAUGAAAGUUCAGGACAUUCCCACGGGAGCUGACAGCUGUGUCACCAGCCUGUCCUGCGACUCCCACCGCUCGCUGAUCGUGGCAGGGCUGGGCGAUGGCUCCAUCCGAGUCUUCGACAGGAGGAUGGCCCUGAGCGAAUGCCGUGUCAUGACCUACCGUGAGCACACAGCCUGGGUGGUGAAGGCUUACCUGCAGAAGCACCCCGAGGGCAACAUCAUGAGUGUCAGUGUCAACGGGGACGUGCGCUUCUUCGACCCCCGCAUGCCCGAGUCCAUGAAGGUGCUGCAGAUUGUCAAGGGGCUCACGGCCCUGGACAUCCACCCCCAGGCCAACCUGUUUGCUUGUGGCUCCAUGAACCAGUUCACUGCCAUCUACAACGGGAAUGGGGAGCUCAUCAACAACAUCAAGUACUACGAUGGCUUCAUGGGCCAGAGAGUGGGAGCCAUCAGCUGCCUGGCCUUCCACCCUCACUGGCCCCACCUGGCCGUCGGCAGCAAUGACUUCUACAUCUCGGUGUACUCGGUGGAGAAGAGGAUCAGAUGACGGCCCCAGGGGGGGCUCCUGUACAUAGAGAAAUCAUCGACUUGAAUGUUUCGUGUUGGCUGCUGCUGCACCCCAUAACUUGAACAUUUGUUCUUCUGACUUAGCUACUGAUGGGUUUGACAAGGGGAAGAGACAAUCUCCUGGUUUUGUUUUGUUUUGUUUUCCAGCUAUAUCCUCUCAAAGCUACAGAAAAGGAACAUUUAUUUUUGUUUCCAGUGGUUGGCUUCUCUGUCAGAAACACGGCUCCUGAGCUCCCAAGGACUUGGAUGAGGCAACGCCCUUGAGAAGGGUCUCAUUUUAGUCUUUGUUCCUUGUUGUGCUGCACUGUGGGUUCUUCAAGGACUGUCAGGACUCACCUCCAGCUCCACAGGACCCUCCAGCUGCUGCCAGCCCUGUGCCAAACCCAACUGCUGGGCCAGGGCACCACCCCAGCGUGGGAUGCAGGUGCCAGGGAGGCAGGGCAGCGUGAGCCUCCUCCUCCUCCUCCCUGCCUGCAGCUGCUCUCCCUGGAAGCGAGGACAGAGGGGACCUGGCGGCCUGGGCAGGCAGGGGUCCAGCAGGAAGGGGCUCAGGGGAUGGCAGGAGCAGGGCAGGAUGUCCCACGCCCUAAAGCUGCGUGUGAGGAAGAGGAGGGCAGAAAGGGAGCGAAGAUCUCCAACGUCCCAACGAGCCUGGAGCACAUCACUGGUGUCACCAGCUUCCAGCCAGGCCCAGGGUGCCCGUGGGGAGCUGGGGGCACAUCGGGCACUGCUGCCACUGUCCCUGUGCCACCUGCACGGCCACCGUGCCCCUCCUGCUCCCUGUGCUCCCCACGGCUGCUGGGCACCAGGAGAGGCCAGGCCUGGGCACCAGGAGCUGCACACCUGGAGCUGCACACCUGGAGCUGCACACCACGGCUGGGGCUCACCUGCCCCUCUGGGAGCAGGCAUGGGAGCACCUGGGCAUGGAGAAUGAGGAGGAGGAGGAGGAAGGCAGCUCUGAGCUCCCUCGUCCCAGCUGUCCAGGCAAGGCCUGCUCCAUCUCUGCACCUUCCAUGUGUGAACAAUGAAUGUUUUGUCCCCUGGGAUCUGUUCUGGGGCUGGGUGUGGGAAGGCAGAGCACAGCCAGGGGACAGGUUUCCUUCCAGAGGGGCAGAACUCACUCACUGCAGGAAUUGCCAGUGUUCCCCCAGCAGUGCCAUGGGACUGGGGGAACUGAUCUGCAGCUCCAGCAGAGUCAGGGAGGGCUCAGAACCCUCUGUGAGUGAGCUGAGGGGAACACAGGGAAGGGCUCAGAUCCCCUCUGAACUGCCAGCUGUGCAGGGGGAACGCAGUGAAUGAAGGGCUCAGAACCCUCUGUCAGUGAACUGAGGGGAUGCAGUGAGAGAAGGCUCAGAACUUUGUGCCAGCUGUGCAGAGGGGAUCGUGUAUUGAGGGAAGGCUCAGAGCCCUCUGUCCCUGUGCUGGCCGUGGCUGCCCCGUGCCCCCCGUGCUGCUGCUGGCCCUGGCACCGUGUCCCUGCGUGCCCCCCAGCCCUGCCUGGAGAGGUCCCAGGCACGGCCUGGAGCCACUUUGGGUGCCCCGAGCACCAUCCCCGCCAGGGGUCCCAUCCCAGGAUAACCAAUCAAAGGCUUUAAACUCCAAAACUACCUAAAACCCCACGUGUAAGUUACCCAGAGUUAAUUAUGGUCUAACAGAGCUGUGCCUCGUCCCGGGCCGCCCGCGGGGGUGGGAGCAGAGUUUGGGAUCUCACGUAACCCUUAACAUUCACAGCUUCAAAAAAAAAAUGGAUUUUUAACUCGUAUCAGUGUGUUUGUGAAAGGAACAGGACAUUCCUGGCAUGUGGGAGCUGCUGCUGCUGCCUGGCUCUGGUGCAGCCCCACGCCCAGGAUGGGGAAUUUUAAGGAAUUUUUGGGCUUUUACCUGAGCGUGUGUGGGCUGUGCUUCCACAGGUCUGAUGCAGAGAUUCAAUCAUGGGAUCACAGAGUUUAACCAAGGGUCUGGAGAGCGUCCUACCUUAAAAGUUCACUUAUCUCUAUUUAUUUUACAAAAAUAAAGUUUAAGAAAAAAUAUAUAAAACCCCCCACACGAUUGUAAUGUGAGAGUAAAAACGAUUACAGACAAAUAAAUGGUUAAUAAAAAAUAA